GUCCCUCGACUGCCAGCCUCACGCCUACGCACGCACCAGCCGCCCAUCGACGACGUCAGCCGCUAAUGAGAUAAUCCAGCUGGGAUUCCGCGCGCCAGCUCCACCUGCCACACAACUCCCCAAGCUUCUGGCAGACAGGGGUGUGCUGGCUACAUUUCCGACCUGCGUCUCCCACAUAAUAAACUUCUCCCUCCUACCGCCAUCGCCGCACUUGUAACACCCGACUCGAGCUGCGAGCCCGAGGCCGCUCUCUCGCGACCAUGCUCUCCUUCAGACGCGCCCUCGCCGUGGCCGCCAUCAUACUCGCCUUCUUCUUCCUCCUGCGGACCACCCACCCUGGCGAGCGCGCCAAGCCACUCAAACUCAACAACUCCCCCAAACCCACCGGCAGUCACGCCGACAAUAGGAAGAUCGUCGAGGCUGUUGCAGAGCCACAGAAAGCAGAUGUCAAGAGCGCCACCACCGCCGCUCCUUCAGCAAUCCCGAAAUCAAAGAGCGAGGAUGGCGGCCAUGUGGCACUGUCGAGAAAGCCCAAGCCGCAGAUCGCCAUGGCUGACUUGAAGCUCAAGCCACUUCGACAACAAUUGGCCUACACAUUCCCCUACGACUCCGAGGGCAAAUUCCCAGCAUACAUUUGGCAGACGUGGAGACACACUCCUGCUUCGGGCGAGUUCCCUGAGGAGUGGAGGCCGGCGGAGGCGUCAUGGACAGAACUGCAUCCCAGCUUCGUCCACGAGGUCAUCACCGAUUCUGUUGCCGUGCACUUGAUCAAGCACUUUUACGCCAGCAUACCCGAAGUCGUACAGGCCUACGAAGCCCUGCCCGAGCCAGUGCUCAAGGCCGACUUUUUCCGCUACCUGAUCUUACUUGCAAGAGGAGGAAUUUACACCGACAUCGACACAACGGCACUCAAGUCUGCUGUCGAGUGGGUUCCACCGGAUGUUCCUCGCACCACUUACGGAUUGGUGAUUGGAAUCGAGGCGGACCCAGAUCGCGAAGAUUGGAAAGAUUGGUACUCGCGCCGCAUUCAGUUCUGCCAAUGGACCAUCCAGGCCAAACCAGGUCACCCAGUCUUGGUCGACAUUGUAGCCACCAUUACUGAGGAAGUGCACCGAAGAAAGAAGUCUGGCGAGCUGCACACCACAAUCAAGGGAGCUGGCAGUGUGGUCGAAUACACUGGACCGGCGCUCUGGACUGAUGCCAUCUUCAAGUUCUUCAACAAUCCCGACUACUUCGACAUGAGCACGAGCAAGGGCAACAUCACAUGGAAACAGUUCACCGGCAUCACUGCAGCAAAGAAGGUCGGAGAUGUGGUGGUGCUACCCAUCACCUCCUUUUCCCCCGGUGUGGGUCAGAUGGGCGCUGGCGACAUCGAUGACCCCAUGGCAUUUGUGCAUCACACUUUCGAGGGCACUUGGAAGCCCGAGAGUGAACGCCAUAUCGGGGACAAAGACAAGGAAUAAGCAGCGACCGCGUCGCAACGUGAUGACCAGGAUUAUCGCAUAAUCUUCGCCAUAAUCUGAACAUGAUGACGACCGACACCAACCUUGCCGAAAUUGGCGCCGCGGGCGUGCGCGCACAUCCAAAGGCAUGCAACAGAACCAUCCACGUGCGAUAACACAUUCCGAGGACGCACCAGAAACUACAUAAUAUGCAUGCACUAUCGCUGAGCAUCGGAGAUUUUACUAGCUCCCCUCAACGAGGACAUGGCGGCUACGCGCUGCUGUACGACUUGACAUGGAUUCACCGGGGCUCACCACGUCGCCUCGGAAUUUGCGAUACUUGUACAACAACACCACAUCGAGCCAACCCGCGCCGCGCAGAGACCUCGGCCGGAGAUGACAACAUCAACAUGACGCCGACGAACGAUUGUUGCUUCAGUCAAGCACAUCGUUCUCGCAAGUGCUGUCUGGAUUUUUUUGUUCUUUUACGCACGACUUGUACCAUCAACCAUUUAUCAUAGCCGCUAUUCAAGUGCUGAAUAGCGCCAGCCAGCGAAAACUCUGAUUUUUUGCUUCGGAGGCCCGAGACAUAGCUUGUCUCUAACAGAGGGAGAAGCGGUGUCGAGGGCGUAUACAUGCAUUAGCGACGGCGUAUGAACGGGUUGAAUACCUCGCGAGCAUUUUUGGGAAAAGAUGGAUUGGGCAGGAGGGAAAAGGAUGCCCAGAAUCGGAAAUUGGAGAAGAGGGACUACCACUGUUGGACUCAACAGCGUAAAAGGAGAGUCUGCUUCUGUGUCACGCUGUAGAGACACUGCGCAGACAGAAGACAAAAUGCACUCUU
Messenger RNA from Cercospora beticola, 2283 nucleotides. Its product is annotated as glycosyltransferase family 32 protein. Lineage: Eukaryota; Fungi; Ascomycota; Dothideomycetes; Mycosphaerellales; Mycosphaerellaceae. Gene Ontology annotation, cellular component: mannan polymerase complex. Gene Ontology annotation, biological process: protein N-linked glycosylation. Gene Ontology annotation, molecular function: alpha-1,6-mannosyltransferase activity. The record is from RefSeq and is a predicted model, not a curated record.